UGUUUAGCUUCAUAAAAGUCACAUCUCAAAUCCACAAAGCUCAGACAGGCAAUGGGGAGAGGAUCUGUUGCAUUGUUAUUCCUUUUCCUCUUCUUUCUCUGCUUCCCCUUCACAUCAGAUUCCCAGAAAGUCAAUCCAUCGACGAGCUUACUCAACCAAGAACACGCCCAUGCAGAAGUUACUACAAUCAAAGACAUAACAGGAGAACAAGAUGACAAGAGCAUCGACAUCUUCCGCGCAGGGAAAGGAAGUCAUGGAGUUACAGGUGGAAAAGGCGGAGGCCGAAAAGCAACUCCAAGAAAGGGUAAUGCCAGCAUGGACCAUCGGCCACAGUUGUUCUUCUCGGCUGCCUCUGUUCUAUUUACUGGUUUAAUAAUGUUUUCAUUAACUUCUUUCGACAUGUCAUUAAGAUUCUGUUGUGCCUAAACAAAUAUCUUAACCUGAGAGUGGAACAUAUGUACUGAAUAUUGUAAACUUUGAAAUAUAUUGGAACGGAUAUGGAGUAACAACUGUAUAGUACUUAUUAACUAAGAGUGGGUAUAUACAACCAAACCUAUAAUAAAGGACCACGAGAAAGAUGUUUUCCUACGCACCAUAACAAAAAGGGUUUCGUUUGCACUGAUUGAAAGUGGAAACCAUUGUUACAUAUCUACAGGUCAACCAAGAACACAAUUCAAUUCCCACAACAAAAUUAAUGGCUGAGAGAGAGAAGAGCUCAUUUCUUCUGCUGAGCUUUUCACUUAGUA
This is a messenger RNA of Camelina sativa (false flax), 746 nucleotides long. RefSeq lists its product as uncharacterized. The record is from RefSeq and is a predicted model, not a curated record. Lineage: Eukaryota; Viridiplantae; Streptophyta; Magnoliopsida; Brassicales; Brassicaceae.